AUGACCGAACCCCCCAUCCUCGGUACCCGCCUCCAAACAAAUGUCGCGAUUGUCACGGGCGGCGGCUCGGGCUUCGGCGCAGGCAUCGCGCGCCGCUUCGCGGAAGAAGGUUGUAAAGUGGUGAUUGCGGAUAUCGAUGCGGUGGGUGGCGAGCGCGUGGCGAGUGCGUGGCCCCAGAGUAUGGUGAAUAAGCCAACGUUGGAUGUCACCGAAGAUGAAUUUGAUAGGGUUUUCAACCUGAAUGUUAAAUCUAUCUUCUUUGCGACGAAACAUUUUAUUCCACAUGUUGUUAAUCACGGGGAGGGUGGAUCGAUGAUCAAUAUCGCGUCGAUUGGGGCGACGAGACCUCGUCCGGGUCUGGUUUGGUAUAAUGCUAGUAAGGGUGCUGUUGUUAAUGCUACGAAAGGACUCGCGGCAGAAUAUGGAUCUAAAAAUGUCCGAGUCAAUUCUAUUUGUCCUCUUCUUGCUGGUACAGGGCUUUUCUCGACAUUUACGGGUGUAGAGGAUACGCCGGAGAAUCGUGACAAGUUUCUCUUUAAUGUGCCGUUGGGACGACUGUGUACGCCGGAGGAUGUGGCGAAUUAUUGUUUGUUUUUGGCGAGUGAUGAGGCGAGGUUUAUUACUGGGACUUGUUUGGAGGUUGAUGGAGGGAGGGGAAUUUCUUGA
Botrytis sinoallii is the source of this 666-nucleotide messenger RNA. RefSeq lists its product as uncharacterized. The transcript has 5 exons. Lineage: Eukaryota; Fungi; Ascomycota; Leotiomycetes; Helotiales; Sclerotiniaceae. The record is from RefSeq and is a predicted model, not a curated record. The coding region runs from base 1 to 666 and encodes 221 amino acids.